AUGAUCUUUCCUCAGGGUGAUGUUCUCCUCCAGCGGAGUCUCGAAUUCGGAUACAUCAAGCCCAGACUGCUGGGUCACUCAGGAACCUGUCCGGGUCUCACCUUGGUGCUCGUUGGCCAGGUUCCCCCGCAUUGUUCGCAAGACACCCAAGGCCUGUACAACCUCGUCUCCAAAUUUAGCACGACAGGCGGCGGAUUCCCAAGUCAUAUCAAUGCUGAAACACCUGGGGCGAUCCACGAAGGUGGAGAACUUGGAUACGCUCUCAGCGUGAGUUUUGGUGCGGUGAUGGAUAUCCCAGAUUUGAUUGUCUGUUUCAUCGUAGGCCCCGUACUGGUUGGCAAUGGCGCCGAAUGGACCUUCAAAGUCACCGCUGCAGCGGACCUGCUUCGUUCGAAGAUGCCCGACCUGCGCGUCCGGGUCGUCAAUGCCACAGAUCUCAUCAUCAUGGGGGCGUCUAGCAGCUACCCUCGCGCUUUGACGGAUAACGGCUUCGACGCUCUCUUCACCGAAGAUGCCCCCAUCCAUUUCAAAGAGGAACGAAAAGCUCGGGUUGAGAUCACACGAGGUCACGAGCAAGUUGAUGGGAAUGAUCAACAAGACGCAGAAUGA
Messenger RNA from Cladophialophora psammophila CBS 110553, 609 nucleotides. RefSeq lists its product as uncharacterized. Gene Ontology annotation, molecular function: aldehyde-lyase activity. Gene Ontology annotation, biological process: carbohydrate metabolic process. The transcript is spliced from 3 exons. The coding region runs from base 1 to 609 and encodes 202 amino acids. Lineage: Eukaryota; Fungi; Ascomycota; Eurotiomycetes; Chaetothyriales; Herpotrichiellaceae. The record is from RefSeq and is a predicted model, not a curated record.